AUGUCAGGAAAUAUGUCCUCUCAUGAAGAGUCUCUCAAAGAGAAUGAGGAGACCAAGAAAGAGAUAAACAACUUGCAGGAGCAACCCAAAUAUGAAGUUGGAUCGGAUCAAAUGCAUUCUUCUAAUAAUGAAGAAGUAGAAGAAAAUGGUGAAAAGGAUGAUGAUGGCGACGAUGGUGAUGAUGAUGGAGAAGAGAAAGAAGAGGAAGCAGACGAUGAAGCUGAAGAACAAGAUAAAACUGAAAAAGAAGAAAAAAAUGAAUGUCCUGUUUGUCGCACACAUUGUCCUGACCAACUCUCACUGAGAGAUGAUCCAAAUUAUGAUGCAUUGAUUGCUUUGCUCUGUCCGGAUAUUGACAAGUUUGAGAAAGAGGAAUUGACUUUGCUUAAAGAAGAGUUUCCCCAGUUGGAAGUUGUUGAUUGUGAGGAGGAAGAAGAAGAAGAAGAAGAAGAAGAAUAUUUUGUUGAAGAAGAUUUUGUUGCUCGAAGCUAUAUAUUGGCUCUACCUGCUAAUCCGCGUUUGUAUAAUGAAGAACCUGUUGUCGAUGAUGAUAAUGAUGUUGCUGAUGAACUUGUUGUUGAAGAGGAUAAUAGUGAUGAUGAUAGUAGCAACUCAACAUAG
Molecule: messenger RNA, 621 nt
Organism: Medicago truncatula (barrel medic)
Lineage: Eukaryota; Viridiplantae; Streptophyta; Magnoliopsida; Fabales; Fabaceae
Product: glutamic acid-rich protein
Exons: 4
Coding region: 1-621 (206 amino acids)
Source: RefSeq, a predicted model, not a curated record